GUUACUGUUUACUGUUAGCGUUAGUGUCUCUGCUCUCUACUCCGCUAACUUUUAUAUAUUCUUAAUUCCUGUUGAUACUUAUUAAUUGUACACUUAAGCAUACGCUUGUUUGGUUUAAAGCGCUUCUUGCUUUUCCGAUCUCUUAAAACCCACAGUUUUAAACUUCUGUUGCUUUAGCUCUAUUGUUAGCUCCGGUUAGCUCCACAGCUAAUCUUGGUUAGCGGUUAGCCAUGGCUUCUCUCCCCUCUUCUCACUCUUCUGCUCUAUCUUGCUCGGUGUGUCACAUGUUUAGCUACUCCUCUGCCUCCUUUGACGGUAAUGAUACUUGUACUAAGUGUAGUCUGUUUGCAGUCUUGGAGGCGAGGCUUAGUGAGUUAGAAACGCGGCUCCGCACCAAGGAUAGCCAGUUAGCUCCAGUUAUUAGCCAGGCCCCAGUAACCGGUGCGAGCCGUCCUGCAGCCAGUGUUAGCAUAACUGCUAAUCCCCCGGUAGUUCUCAAGCAGCUGGGAAACCAGGGCAGGUGGGUGACUAAUCGAAGGAAGCAUAGCCCCAAACAGAAGCCCACGGUUCACCACCAACCACUUCAUGUUUCAAACAGAUUCUCCCCACUCAGCAACACACCUGCUGAGGAACAGACUCUGAUCAUUGGUAGCUCCAUAGUCAGAAACGUGAAAUUAGCGACACCAGGGACCAUAGUCAAAUGUAUUCCUGGGGCCAGAGCGGGCGACAUAGAGUCAACUUUAAAACUGCUGGCUAAGGAUAAACAUAGAUACAGUAAGAUUAUCAUUCAUGCUGGUGGAAAUGACACCCGAUUACGCCAAUCGGAGGUCACUAAAAUUAAUGUUGAGUCGGUGUGUACAUUUGCUAAAACAAUGUCGGACUCCGUAGUUUUCUCUGGGCCCCUGCCUAAUUUGAUCAGUGAUGACAUGUAUAGCCGCAUGUCAUCAUUUAACCGCUGGUUGUCGAGGUGGUGUCCAGAUAAUGAUGUGGGCUUCGUUGAUAAUUGGCAAACUUUUUGGGGAAGACCUGGUCUGAUUAGGAGAGACGGCAUACAUCCCACUUUGGACGGAGCUGCUCUCAUAUCUAGAAAUAUGGCCGAAUUCAUUGACCCAAAUCCAUGACAACCCAGAGUCCAGACCAGGAGACAGAGCUGCAGUCUUACACGCUUCUCUGUGCUUCCACUAGAGCAGUUACCCACCCAAUUACAUAUAGAGACUGUGUCUGUCCCCCGACCUCCUAAACCAAUUAAAACAGCUUUUAAUAGAAGAGCGAUACAUAAAAACCUGACCAAAAUUAAUACCACUCCAGUAAUGGACCAUCAAAAUAAGAGAGUUAAAUGUGGA
Scomber scombrus (Atlantic mackerel) is the source of this 1343-nucleotide messenger RNA. RefSeq lists its product as uncharacterized. The transcript has a single exon. Lineage: Eukaryota; Metazoa; Chordata; Actinopteri; Scombriformes; Scombridae. The record is from RefSeq and is a predicted model, not a curated record. The coding region runs from base 231 to 1121 and encodes 296 amino acids.